Dermacentor albipictus is the source of this 2584-nucleotide messenger RNA. Its product is annotated as male-specific lethal 1 homolog. Gene Ontology annotation, cellular component: MSL complex. The record is from RefSeq and is a predicted model, not a curated record. Gene Ontology annotation, molecular function: chromatin binding. NCBI's taxonomy places the organism in Eukaryota, Metazoa, Arthropoda, Arachnida, Ixodida, Ixodidae.
CUGCGUUUGGCUCGCGGGUACCCCCUCUUCCACUCCGUCGCCCCCGCUUGGCAAGUAAGCAGAAGCUGUGGCCGAUGCGCUUUCUUGUGCGAUGUACUGUGCGACUUUCACUGUGACCGGUGAGUGAUUUCGGUGAGCUUCUGGAUCGACCAGUUAUCCGACGAGGGACUCAAACAGCUAACCGAUGAUCAUAGACUUCCGCAACCGUUCAAUGAAAUCGGAGCCGCCUGGCAGCGGGCGCCAGCCGAGUGGUCCCGUGCCAGGGGCCUGCGACAUGUCCAAAGCUUUACGAAACGGCGACAGAAGCGAAGCAGUGCUUCGACAAGUGAGUCUCGUCGCGGCAUUCCACGACCACAUCUCGUGCGCGAAGUCCGCGGAACUUCUCGAGCCCAUGCCGUGCGAGACCGACCACUUGUACGCGCACUGUGGUGACGACGCGCCCGACGACACCGAGCAGGACAGGCUGCGGGCCAUCGUCGUGCUGCAUACCGAUUUGAUACAGCACCAGCAGGAGCUGAUCGCGGAGCGAGACAGGCAGAUCGACGAGCUGCGCGUUCAGCGAGACGAGCUGCAAGAACGGCUACGCCGCCUGCAGGCGUGCGUCGCGCAUGUCGCCUGCCAGACGGAGGAGGCGCUGCUCAACGUCGCGGCCCCGGCGCCCCUGCUGGCCGGGCUGCUGCGGCCCGUGCCGGAACCGCAGAGCAGCCCGGCGGAUCCGUCGUACGAACCCAUCGCCGAGGUCGCUCCUUGCGAGAGCGAAGAAGAGCCCGCGGAAUGCGAAGAGGAGCAACCGGCGGCCCAAGAGCAGCGCGGCCACGCGCAAGUCCCGAAGGGCGCCGAGCCCUGCGACGACCUCGAGCCCCCCGCUGGCCGACCGGCAGCCGAGCAUGCCCGCACCGAGAGCGUCCAGCAGCAGGCCGAGGCUGCGCCGCCGCCCAGGGGACCCCCUCCGGCCGCCGAGGACGAGGAGCGCGCCCAGGAGGCGCCCGCCGAGGUGCCCGCCGCCCCCGUCCAGUCUUCGUCGCAGGAGGCCGCCGCACCGCCCGAGAGUCCGGCCAGGAAAGCCGCCCGCAAGAGGUCCGCCGCUACCAGGGACGAUGCGGGCCCAGUGUUGUGGAGUGAUCGGACCUAUUCCACCUGCCUGCCCCCUCCGCCGCCGGAAGAGCCUAUCGAGGUACCAACAUGGAGGGUGAACCACAUCACCAGUUUGUACUCUAUGGAAGGAACUGAAAACCUUGAUGACGAGGUCUUCCGCAAGAGACACGCCAAACUGGAGGCUAACGAGAAGCGCAGGAAACGCUGGGAUCUACAGCUGCUGAGAGAACAGCAGCACACAGAGCGACUGAGGCGCCGGAUGGAGCGGAGCGUGGAGAGGACUCCAAGCUGCCCACCCUCGUUCUGCGGGGAUUUGAAGCACAUUGGAUACAUCGAGGUCGUGGAGAGUCUGCCAGUGGUGGCCUUUGGUCAGCCCAUACCCGAGCUGCAGCCUGCGGAGUUUUCGUUGCCUUGGGUGAAGUACUCCUCCCGCCAUGGCGAAUCUUCGACGGCAGGCGAGAGAAUGGCAGCGAAAAAGCAGCGUAAGAGCAUGCAACCAAAGGGACCGUGGCGAUAGCUGCAAGAAGCAAAAACAACGCUCCUGAACAUUCGCCACAAGGACUGCGGCGUGAGCUCUGCUCAGGACUGAGCCCCUGGGCACUGAGUGCCAGCUCCGACCGGGUGAUGGAAGACCCGUCACCGAGGCGCCACAACAGUCGCCGGUCUUGCUGCAGGACACGGUCGCCUGACCACGAAACUCUCAGCCCCGGGCCCUGCGCGCCACGAACAUCAUUGACGCGCAUGUGCGUUUCCCGCUGCCCGUGAGGAAAAAUGAAGUGGAGAGAGAGAGUGUGAACACAGUGGCAAUGCCACGCUAAAUAAAAACAGACCCACAUGCAUGGCUUGACGCGUGCCGACGCCGCUUCGUCUGGUGGGGAGGGGGGGGUGAUAAAAGACGAAAGAAAUAUCUCAGGAGACGCCAAGGUGCCAGAAAGCCCGAUCGGUUUGAUUCUGGCAUCUUGCGUUUUGUGUGUGUGGAUGUUCUGUGAUGGCAUGGUGCUCGCUGCAGUCGAGCUGCUCGAAGACGCUUCCAGCAUCUCGGUUGUGCGAGCGUGAGUGGGUAGCCAAGAUGCUGGAACGUGAUGCUUGUUCCAGCACCUUUGUUUCUCGGGAUGUUACCUGGACAGAGUGAGUGGCUCGCCCGAACCAAGAUGUUGGAAUGCUGCCACUUCCUACAUCUUGGUUCACGCGACCACGUUGCGAGUAUUUUGCAUGUGUUGCAGUGGCUACUGCCUGCUUCGAUAAAUGUGAUGCAAGGACAGCAAACCAUUAUCAGUGCUUACAGUGACCAAGAGCAGAGGCAUAGGGAUGCGAACGAAAUUCCAAGGCCUUAACUGUUGGCCAGCAUGAUAGAACUUUUGUGCAUGCUCUCCGGCAGCGCAGCAUGGUGCGCCAUGUACAUAGCGAGUGUAAUCAGUGACGCACAUUGUACUUGGAAGUGCAGAGCAGCUUGUGGUCCCUUAGUGUGCCAAUAAAUGGGAAUUCUUGC